Lactuca saligna is the source of this 543-nucleotide messenger RNA. The record is from the annotation of a GenBank genome assembly. NCBI's taxonomy places the organism in Eukaryota, Viridiplantae, Streptophyta, Magnoliopsida, Asterales, Asteraceae.
AUGGCGGCAUCACUGUUCACCUUCUCCUCCACUUCAAGAAGAGUCGUCCCAACUCCAAACUCUCAUCCUCUUCCCAUAUACAUCAAAGCCACAAACGUAGUUUUCAACCCUAAAAUUCCAGAUGUUCAUCGAGGUCUUGGACUUGAUGAUUUUGUCAAUUUCUUAGUCUCCUGCCGACUCCGAUACGCAAUCAGUGACGUUCCAUCAGAGUUCUUUCCCGAACAAGUAUGUGAGUUCUACUACAUUGCAACGAUUAAUGAUGAAAACAACGUCAUCUCCGGGACUAUUGGCCAUGGCAGACACUUAGUUUUUAUUACUGCUGACCUCCUCAGUGUUGCGCUCAGGUUACCAAUGUUUGAACCAUUCUCUGAGCUUCCUCCUAUUGAACGCUGUCGACGCCUCUUUGAUCAACUGGGAUGUGAUCAAUCAAAGGCUGGUACUCGAUCAGCUCUCAUUCUGCAUCAAUGUAUGACUCCAGGAUGGAAGUUCUUCACUGGUGCUCUAUGCAAAUGUGUGGGUCACAAAUCUCGCAGUGGUGAUUAA